CUUCAGUACCUUUGGCAACUGAGGCGUGUUCGUGCGGAACGUUGUUUAUGUAGUGUGUUUUGAAAUUUUGCGGCGAUGUUUAACUCGAAAUAUAUUAUUAGUACAUGGCAGUUGUGUGACACGUCGCCGCGGCGCGCUCCGAAAUGUUCCUGCUUCUCCUUCUCCUGCUGAUAGCUGCUCAGCACGGCGGACAGCACAGCCCAGAUAGCGACAGCUAGUGCGAGAUGGCGGCAUCGCGAGUGUUCAGCGCGCACGGCGAGCUGUGCGCCAGCCACCCGUGGGAGGUGAUCGUGGCGACGCUGACGCUGGCCAUCAGCAUGCUGACGGUGGAGCAGCGUGCCUCCAGGCUGCCCGUCGCCGCGCCGGCCGCCGCCUCCCAGGCAGAGGAGUACAGCGCAGCCGCCGACAUGAUCAUGAUGACGGUGAUCCGCUGCGUCGCCGUCCUGUACUGCUACUACCAGUUCUGCAGGCUCCACAAGCUCGGUUCCAAGUACAUUCUCGGUAUUGCCGGACUCUUUACUGUCUUCUCCAGUUUUGUAUUCAGCACAAGUGUCAUCAAUGUUCUUCACAGUGAUAUAUCUGAUCUCAAAGAUGCGUUAUUUUUCUUUCUAUUGCUGAUCGAUCUAUCUAAAGCAAGUGCUCUGGCACAGUUAGCACUUAGCGCUAGCAACACAGAAGAAGUGCGACGUAAUAUUGCUCGGGGGAUGGCAACUCUGGGACCUGCCCUCACACUGGACACACUUGUUGAGGCGCUUGUCAUUGGUGUUGGGACUCUCUCAGGUGUUCGCAGACUGGAGGUCCUGUGUUGUUUUGCUUGCAUGUCUGUCAUUGUUAAUUACAUUGUCUUCAUGACAUUCUAUCCAGCAUGCCUUUCUCUUAUCUUAGAGUUAUCACGAGCUGGUAAGCACGGCAGGCCUGCUUGGCAGGAACGCUCAGCUAUAGUGCGCCAUGUGCUCCAGGAGGAAAAACCAAAUCCAGUGGUGCAGAGAGUCAAGGUGAUCAUGUCUGCAGGUCUUGUACUGGUUCAUGCUCAUAGUCGGUGGGGACUUGGCGGCGACGAUACAAGCAGUGUACCUUCUGUGGGAGUCCCAGGAACAUCCCUGCCAUUGGUGGUUUCCCCCACUACUUCUGUCUCUUCUACUGCUGUCUACAACCAUACUGAUGACUUCACAGCAUCCUCUAUCCGCGAGUACCUGCUUAGGUGGCUGACUGUGAGUGCUGACCACAUUGUCAUUCUUAUCCUGCUGUUAGCACUUGCUGUAAAGUUUGUUUUCUUUGAGAGUGAGGAGGAUAUUCGGGAGCAAAUGCUGGUAUCUGACCGGGCCAGUGACAGGGAACGCAGGCACAGGAGUUACAGUCAUGGCCAUGCUUUCGAUCGUAUGCGUCCAAUGCUUGAAGCCGGUUGGGUGGAGGUCCCAUCUCGUGAAGAACUCAUUGCAAUUAACACUGAGCACAAAUCAGUUCAGACAGAUCAUCAGGAACAGCAGCAGCAGCAACCACCACCACAAGAGCUUAAACCUAUAACUGAAGUAUCUCCAACAUGUCAACAGGCACAGCAAGAUAUUGCAGUUACAGAAACAACAGUGAAUAAGACAUCUCUUGAUGAAGAUAAAGAGGAACCACAAAUUUGUCGAAGUUUAGAACAGUGUGUGGAUAUAUAUAGAUCCAAGGAGGGAGCAACAGCUUUAACAGAUGAAGAAAUGCUUCAGCUUGUACGUGCUAGUGUGGUGCCCUCUUACCAACUGGAAGCAGUUGUUAAGGACCCUGAGAGAGGUGUUGGCAUUCGGAGGAAACUGUUCGAUGCUCACAAACCUGGUGCACUUGCAGAUCUACCAUAUACUGGUUACGACUAUUCAAAGGUGCUUGGUGCAUGCUGUGAAAAUGUUGUUGGCUAUCUGCCAGUACCAGUAGGUAUUGCUGGCCCUCUGUUAUUGGAUGGUCAACAAGUGCAUAUUCCCAUGGCUACAACAGAGGGAUGCUUGGUGGCUAGCACUAAUCGUGGCUGUCGUGCAUUACUUUCCUGUGGUGUCACAUCCCGUGUUGUUGCUGAUGGUAUGACACGAGGGCCAGUUGUUCGUUUCCCAUCUGCAGCAAGAGCCAGUGAGGCUAUGGUAUGGAUGCAAACACCAGAAAACUUCGAGGGCAUCAAAGCUAGCUUUGAUGGCACCAGUCGAUUUGCACGUCUAAUUAAGUUGCAUGUACGCAUUGCUGGCAGGCAUUUGUUUGUGAGAUUUGUGGCUACCACAGGUGAUGCCAUGGGCAUGAACAUGUUGUCUAAGGGCACUGAAGUUGCUUUGGGUUAUGUUCAAAAAACAUUCCCAGAUAUGGAACUACUUAGUCUCAGUGGAAAUUUCUGUACUGACAAGAAACCGGCAGCUGUCAACUGGAUUGAAGGCCGAGGAAAGUCUGUAGUCUGUGAAGCUGUUGUUCCUGGAGAAGUAGUGUCAAAAGUGCUUAAAACAACUGUGCAAGCUCUUGUUGAUGUAAAUGUUAGUAAGAAUAUGAUUGGCUCUGCUGUGGCUGGAAGUGUGGGUGGAUUUAAUGCACAUGCAGCAAAUAUAGUAACUGCCAUCUUUAUAGCAACAGGCCAGGACCCUGCACAGAAUGUUAGUAGCAGCAACUGCAUGACAUUAAUGGAACCAUGGGGAGAGGGAGGCAAGGAUCUUCAUGUAUCAUGUACGAUGCCAUCCCUUGAAAUUGGAACCGUAGGGGGUGGCACAGUUCUGCCUGCCCAGGGUGCCUGCCUUUCCAUGCUGGGUGUUAAAGGUGCAAAUGAGGAGUCUCCAGGAGAAAAUGCUAAAAUGUUGGCAAGGAUAGUGUGUGGCACAGUAUUAGCUGGAGAACUCUCUCUCAUGUCCGCUCUGGCUGCAGGGCACCUGGUACGGUCCCACCUGAGGCAUAACAGAGCUUCUGUUACUUCAAGACCGAGUGAAGAAAAGUCGUGAAACGUGUCUCAGAUGAAGCUGCAUGCAGUUGCAUGUAGGUCACUGACAAAGAAGACUGCCACAGUGACUGUAAUCAGUGACAUUCCAUGCAUCAGGAUGGCUGGCAAAUAUCCAUGAGAACACGAUUCUCUGUCAUGGAAGAAAAAGUGGUUUGAAACUAGGCAGUGUAUAUUCUGAGAGAACAGCACCCAAAACCACUGCCAGUCACUGAAGUUUACCAAAUAAAUAAAACAUAAAUGUUUUAAGAUGUCUUGUCUUACUGACUGAAUGGAGUACUAGCUCAUUGAACAGCAUCACGCAGUUCAAAUUAACUAAGUGAUCAUGCUCAAUAAUUUAGAGUAACUGUUCAAUUAAAUCAAAAUGUGAUGAGUUAGAUGCAUUUGAAUAAGAAUUCUGAGCUUCAAACUUGUUUAUACAAUCACAUUUGUAUGUAAUCAGACUGACUAUAAUUAUUUGGAUAUAUUUAUAGAUGUAAAAUAAUCGUAAUAAUUUAUUAACUGAAAUGAGUCUGCAGAAAAGCUGGCUUUAUGGGACAGUACAGUACUUAAAACUGCUUUUGAAACUGAGUUUUUGUAGCUACAAAGGAGAAGAGCCUUUACAAGAAAUCUGUGUACAACCUUAAGAAACAUUACAUCUUAUUUGCAGUCCUCGUGUCGUUUUAAAUCUUACUCUGUCUUAACAGUGAAUGUGCUUGAGCAUUUAAUGUACUCAUACCUUUUGAGUUAAAUAGAGCCUCAAAUGUAAUUGAGAAACACUAUAUUAUAUGUAAAUACAUGUACAAAUGCCUACCUGUCAUCAGAAUAGAUUCUUGAUUAAAAUAUUUUCGUGACUUGUUUAUUAUUGACACAUACAUAUCUUGGUGGUUUCUUGACCGACACAGACUGAAUGUUCAUUUAUUGUGACAUUUUAGGCAUUUUUUAAAUUUCACUGUAAUGUUGUGCUUGUCAGAUUUAGGUUACAACUGAUGUGUGAUUGUCUUUGCAGUAUUCCUUAAUGUUAGUCACUUGUAACCAGUAUUUGUACAAAAGCAGCUGCAAUGAAAAGAUCUGUAAUCAUGUAAUUGCAGUUUAUCUACCACAAACUUAAUUUAUAGUGCUCAAUGAGUGUGGAAAAUCAAUUUGUGCCAGUGAAUGAAACUGUAAAAAUAUUAGCUGUUUAUAGCCAUGUCACUGUUGGAAAACAUAACAGUAUUUUCUAUAUUUUUUAAUUAAGUAAUGUAUAAUGUUAGUCACAGCCAUAAGUUAUACACUUGUUUCAUUUAUUGCAAAAAAUCCUUUAGAGUGUUUAUAUUAAUCAUGUGAAGGCAACAGCAACAUUGCAAUAAUUUCUUACAUCAUGACAUUUUUCCAGCAGAAAGAGAGCAGAACAUUAUUUUUUACACCCUAAGCAGAAAAAGGUCCCGUAACUUAUUAUGAAUAAAUAAAAAGAACUUUGUAAGAUA
Schistocerca serialis cubense is the source of this 4386-nucleotide messenger RNA. It is a transcript of the gene Hmgcr, whose product is annotated as 3-hydroxy-3-methylglutaryl-coenzyme A reductase. The transcript is spliced from 19 exons. Gene Ontology annotation, biological process: isoprenoid biosynthetic process; coenzyme A metabolic process; sterol biosynthetic process. Bases 225 to 2945 code for a protein of 906 amino acids. Gene Ontology annotation, cellular component: peroxisomal membrane; endoplasmic reticulum membrane. Gene Ontology annotation, molecular function: NADP binding; hydroxymethylglutaryl-CoA reductase (NADPH) activity; protein binding. The record is from RefSeq and is a predicted model, not a curated record. NCBI's taxonomy places the organism in Eukaryota, Metazoa, Arthropoda, Insecta, Orthoptera, Acrididae.